CUCUCUCUCUCUCUCUCUCUCUCUCUCUGUUGACGCCAUUAUAUAUAACUCCAUUGCCGAAGAGCUUGUAAGCUUCGAAUUUACAUUUUCCCGUGUUUAAAGAAGGAAAGAACCUAAGAAUCAUCGUUCUGAGGACAGAAGAGAAUCAACAGAAGAAGAUUCGAGAGAAUACAAUCGGAAAGUUUCGGCAUUUCUGGAAAAUUUUACAGUUUGGGGAUAAACCCCGUUAUCUCUGACUUUGUCUUCAAGAUUUGUAUAUUUUCGGAUUGAAGAUCUGAAGGUUUCUGUUGAAUGGGGAUCUCUUUCUCUUGCCCGUUUGCGGAGCACAACGAUGUGGAAGCUGUUUUGGAAUCAGUCAAAGUGAAGUCAAUAAGUUUCGGAGAUGAUGAGUGUAAAACUCCGACAAGAUCUGUCAGCUUCAACGACGGAACUCUGGAACCCACGAUUCUGAAAUCUAUGGGAUCCGGUAAAAUGGUCGUGGAGAAAUCCGUUAGCUUCAAAGGGAGGCAACUGCAGAGGAUGAUCUCUCUCAACAGGUCUCUUCCAAUGGAGGAUCAUAAGAAAGACGAUGUCUAUGAGAUGGAUAUUGCUAGAGAAUUGUCUCUCUUGGAUCUGAAAAACCCGAAACACGAGGCUGCCAUCAAAUUGCAGAAAGUUUACAAAAGCUUCCGCACCAGAAGAAAGCUAGCUGAUUGUGCAGUUCUUGUCGAGCAAAGCUGGUGGAAGCUCUUGGAUUUUGCGGAGCUGAAGAGGAGUUCUAUAUCGUUCUUCGAUAUCGAGAAACAUGAAACUGCUAUUUCUCGGUGGUCAAGAGCGAGGACCAGAGCCGCUAAGGUCGGUAAAGGUUUGUCAAAGAAUGGAAGAGCUCAAAAACUCGCUUUACAACACUGGCUAGAGGCGAUUGACCCGAGACAUCGGUAUGGACACAAUCUGCACUUCUAUUAUAACAAAUGGCUCCAUUGUCAGAGCAGAGAACCCUUCUUCUACUGGCUUGAUAUCGGAGAGGGGAAAGAAGUGAAUAUCGUGGAGAAAUGUCCCCGGUGGAAACUUCAACAGCAGUGCAUAAAGUACCUUGGUCCGAUGGAAAGAAAGGCUUAUGAGGUGGUUGUGCGAGAUGGGAAAUUCUUCUACAAGCAAAGUGGAGAGAUUCUUCACACAACUGCUGCAGAAGAUAUUGAUUCUAAGUGGAUUUUUGUCCUCAGCACGUCAAAGGUUUUAUACAUCGGGAAGAAGAAGAAGGGUACGUUUCAGCAUUCGAGCUUCUUGGCGGGAGGAGCCACUGCUGCAGCUGGAAGAUUGGUCAUUGAAAAUGGUGUUCUUAAGGCUGUUUGGCCACACAGCGGGCAUUAUCAGCCUACAGAAGAGAAUUUCAUGGACUUCCUUUCCUUCCUCGGAGAGACCCGUGUUGAUAUCACCGAUGUGAAGAUGAGUCCAACGGAUGAGGAUGAGUUCUCAAUUCACAAGCAAAGAAGUACUCAUCUAAGAAACCACUCGUUGGAAGAAGAUUUAACACAAGAGUUGGACUGUGUAGAGACCGAGAAUAGCAGUAUCUGUCACGAGAAAGCCGGUUCAAGAGAAGAAGAAACAACUCUGGUGAUGAAACAUUCCAAGUCCAGAAAGUUGGCCAAUCUCGAAUUACCGAAAAGGGUCGAAUCUUUCAGCGGAUUUAGUGAAGAAAACCGAUCCAUGGACCCAAAUCAUAGCCAAAUCUCUGAAGGGUAUGACUCGGGAGAUGAAGAUGAGGAAGAGAUGCUUGAAAUAGACCAAGAAUCAAAGCCAGUGGAAUCGAACUCACCCAGAGAAGAGAACGGGGAGAUUCCAGAAGAAUCAAUCCUUAAGAGGAUAAACUCCAAGAAAGAGACGAGAUCUUUCCAGCUGGGGAAACAGCUAUCAUGCAAAUGGACAACAGGGGCAGGGCCGAGGAUCGGUUGUGUAAGAGAUUAUCCAUCCGAGCUUCAGUUUCGGGCACUGGAACAAGUGAACUUGUCUCCCAGAAGUGCACUGUCCAUCUCCAGAUCUUGUUUCUCUCCCCAAACCCAUCACGCUUCACCGAUGUGGAGAGGAUCUUCUCUGCCUGCAGGGAUUACACGCCAUGACUGAGAAGUUUUACUCAGAAAACGUUUUCCAGUUCACUAUAUUCUUCUGAUCUAUUCUUUUUGUGUGAAUAGAGAAGAUGACAUAGGGAUUCUUUUUUCCACUUUUCUUCUUCUUUAACAUUUUACAGGAUUUCAUUUGUUCAUUCAGUUUCUUGUUGAUCAAGAAAUUGCAUAAAUGUAAGAUUAUUUCCUUUUGAACAUUUGUUCUCUUUGGCAAGUUUGUAAUAGACAACUGAGGGUGAGAACAAGAGAUCUUAGA
This is a messenger RNA of Tarenaya hassleriana, 2355 nucleotides long. RefSeq names its product IQ domain-containing protein IQM2. The record is from RefSeq and is a predicted model, not a curated record. The transcript is spliced from 9 exons. Lineage: Eukaryota; Viridiplantae; Streptophyta; Magnoliopsida; Brassicales; Cleomaceae. Bases 292 to 2100 code for a protein of 602 amino acids.